CCGCGCGCCUGUCAGCCAGGCAGUCUUCCUUCCCGUCCGCGCUGAGGUGGAAUCAAGGCCCCGCCGCAGAGAGAGAGAGAGAGAGGGGGGGAAAGGGAAGGAAGGAAGGAGAGAGAGGCGCCGCCGCCGCUGCUGCUGUUUCUCCUUCUCUCUCCGCCUCAGGGAGGCUUGGCGCCCGCUCUCGACCAUGGAGCUGGCGGACGGCGUGGUGUACCAGGAGGACCCCGGCGGGCCCGGCCCGGCCAUGAUGUCUGAGCGGGUCUCGGGCCUGGCGGGCUCCAUCUACCGCGAGUUCGAGCGCCUCAUCGGGCGCUACGACGAGGAGGUGGUGGCCGAGCUCAUGCCCCUCGUGGUGGCCGUGCUCGAGAACCUGGACUCGGUCUGCGCCCACAGCCAGGAGACCAGCGUGGAGCUGGAGCUGCUCCGCGACGACAACGAGCAGCUCCUCACCCAGUACGAGAGGGAGAAGGCGCUGAGGAAGCAGGCCGAGGAGAAAUUUAUUGAAUUUGAAGAUUCUCAAGAACAAGAAAAAAAAGAAUUGCAGAUAAGAGUGGAAGCUUUGGAGUCACAAACCCGACAGCUUGAACUGAAAGCAAAAAAUUACGCUGAUCAAAACCAGAGAAGGCAGCAACCAGAAGCUGAGGUGUCUGAAGAGGGAGAGGGAUUGCAUUUUAAAUAUACCAAAAUGAUUCAUAAUUACAUGGAGCACCUGGAAAGAGCCAAACUUCAUCAGCUGACAGGGGCCGAUCAGCUAGAGCCUGUCAUGCACAGUAGGAUUAGGAAGGAGCCUCCUAUAUCACUGGGCAUCUUCCCACUACCUCCAGGAGAUGCGAUUCUUACACCUGACACUCAAAGAGGAACAGUGGAAACUCCUGGGUCAGACACUUGGAAGUUCCGUGAAAUAAGUCAGCCACGCUCUCGCACCAGCCUAAAGGAUGAAAUUUCUGAUGUUAGCCAAGCAGGUUCCAAAUCAACUACACCAGUCUUAGCUGCUGCUUCAGAUGUGCUUGCGCCUGCUGAAUCUCUCCAGAAUGAAGACAAAGAAGGAUUUUUGAAUAACUCAGAAACUGAAAUUAACUCAGAUAUAAGUAAGCACAUUGAAGUGCAGGUAGCCCAGGAAACAAGAAGUGUAUCCAUUGGUUCUAAUGAAAAUGAAGACAAAUCAGAAGUUCAGGCAAUCAUUGAAUCCACCCCAGAACUGGAUAUGGAUAAAGACCUUAGUGGAUAUAAAGGUUCAAGCACUCCUACCAAAGGCAUAGAGAACAAAGCAUUUGAUCGUAAUACAGAGUCUCUCUUUGAAGAGCUGUCUUCUGCUGGCUCUGGUCUGAUUGGGGAUGUGGAUGAAGGAGCAGAUUUGCUGGGAAUGGGUCGUGAAGUUGAAAACCUCAUCUUAGAAAAUACACAGCUGCUAGAAACCAAAAAUGCCUUGAAUGUGGUGAAGAAUGACUUAAUAGCAAAAGUAGAUGAACUAAGCUGUGAGAAGGAUGUGCUAAAAGGAGAGUUGGAAGCUGUAAAGCAUGCUAAGCAAAAGCUUGAAGAGAAGAAUAAAGAACUGGAAGAAGAACUUAAAAAAGCCCGAGCAGAAGCAGAGGAAGCAAGGCAGAAAGCAAAGGAAGAUGAUGAUAGUGAUAUUCCUACUGCCCAGAGGAAGCGCUUCACUCGGGUUGAGAUGGCCCGUGUCCUCAUGGAAAGAAAUCAGUAUAAAGAAAGGCUGAUGGAACUCCAGGAAGCAGUGCGAUGGACUGAGAUGAUACGGGCAUCAAGAGAAAAUCCAGCCAUGCAAGAGAAGAAGCGGUCAAGCCUUUGGCAGUUUAUGCCAGCUGGUUUUAGCAGGUUAUUCAGCUCAUCGGGCAACACUGCUAAAAAGCCAGAGCCACCAGUUAAUGUUAAGUACAAUGCACCAACCUCACACAUUACUCCAUCAGUCAAGAAAAGAAGCAGCACUUUGUCUCAGCUACCAAGUGACAAAUCAAAAGCAUUUGAUUUCCUCAGUGAAGAGUCUGAGGCCAGCCUUGCCUCACGCAGAGAACAGAAGAGAGAACAAUACCGCCAAGUGAAAGCACAUGUUCAAAAGGAAGAUGGCAGAGUACAAGCUUUUGGCUGGAGUCUUCCUCAGAAAUAUAAGCAGGCUGUAAACGGUGGUGGUCAGGGUGAUAACAAAAUGAAGAAUUUACCUGUGCCUGUUUACCUGAGACCACUUGAUGAGAAGGAUACAUCUAUGAAGCUAUGGUGUGCUGUAGGGGUGAACUUAUCAGGAGGGAAGACAAGAGAUGGAGGUUCAGUUGUUGGUGCCAGUGUGUUCUACAAUGAUGUAGCAACUGUAGAUACGGAGAGCAACAAACAGAGAAGUGCAUCUCAGAGUAGUUUGGACAGAUUAGAUCAAGAGCUCAAGGACCAGCAGAAAGAGCUGAAAAAUCAGGAAGAACUGUCAAGCCUUGUUUGGAUCUGUACUAGUACCCAUUCAGCUACAAAAGUUAUCAUUGUAGAUGCUAACCAGCCAGGAAACAUCCUAGACAGUUUCAUUGUUUGCAAUUCUCAUGUACUGUGUAUAGCUAGUGUGCCAGGAGCUCGGGAAACUGACUAUCCUACAGGAGAAGAAGGGUCACAAGAAACAGAUUCGGGUGUGGUGGACAAGUCAUCCUUGUGUAGCAGUAUGAAUAGCAACAGUUCAGCAGAAACGGACAGUCUGUUAGGAGGAAUCACAGUAGUUGGUUGUACUGCAGAAGGUAUUACAGGGCAUUCUGCUACUCCUAGUGCUAAUGGUGCCCCUCCCGAGGCAAAUAAACAACCAGAUGUUGCAGCCGAAAAUGAUGCAGUAGAUGAAAAUGUUCAGACAGCAGAGGAAGCAACUGAAGCAACAGAAAAUGCUGGCUCAGGGGAAGAAAUAGCAGAUAUUGCACAGACUGGAGUUUAUACAGAACAUGUCUUCACAGAUCCUUUGGGAGUUCAAGAUACAGUAGAGGGCUCUCCAGCAUUUCAGCCUAGUAAUGAAGCAGACUUGUAUAAAGAUGUUGCUGUAUUGCCAAAUGAGCAGGAUCUCGUUAGAGAAGAAGCACAGAAAAUGAGUAGCCUUUUACCCACUAUGUGGCUUGGAGCACAGAAUGGAUGUUUAUAUGUUCAUUCUUCAGUGGCUCAGUGGAGAAAAUGUGUUCAUGCAAUUAAACUUAAAGAUUCUAUACUCAGUAUAGUACAUGUAAAAGGAAUAGUAUUAGUUGCACUAGCGGAUGGAACUUUAGCAAUAUUCCACAGAGGAGUAGAUGGACAGUGGGAUUUGACAAAUUAUCACCUUCUAGAUCUGGGCCGACCUCAUCAUUCAAUCCGGUGCAUGACUGUGGUACAUGAUAAAGUCUGGUGUGGCUACAGAAAUAAAAUCUAUGUGGUACAGCCAAAAGCCAUGAAAAUAGAGAAAUCAUUUGAUGCACACCCAAGGAAGGAGAGCCAAGUCAGACAGCUUGCUUGGGUGGGAGAUGGAGUCUGGGUAUCCAUUCGUUUAGAUUCUACCCUCCGUCUUUAUCAUGCGCACACUUACCAACAUCUACAAGAUGUCGAUAUUGAGCCCUAUGUCAGCAAAAUGCUAGGUACUGGAAAACUAGGAUUUUCCUUUGUGAGAAUCACUGCUCUUAUGGUAUCCUGUAAUCGGCUGUGGGUCGGGACAGGAAAUGGUGUCAUCAUCUCCAUACCCUUAACAGAAACGAACAAAGCAGCAGCUGGUUCUGGCAACCGUCCAGGCAGUGUAAUACGCGUAUAUGGUGAUGAAAACAGUGACAAAGUGACACCUGGAACCUUCAUACCUUAUUGUUCAAUGGCACAUGCGCAGCUUUGUUUCCAUGGGCAUCGUGAUGCUGUCAAAUUUUUUGUUGCAGUACCUGGUCAGGUGAUCUGUCCCCAGACAGGAGGAGGCCCAGAACUGUCCAGUGAUAAAGCUACCCUUUCUGCCCAAGAAUCACACAGCCAGGUUCCUUUAAAAUCUAUGUUGGUGAUAAGCGGAGGAGAAGGGUACAUUGAUUUCAGGAUGGGUGAUGAAGUUGGUGAAUCGGAACUCCUGGGAGAGGCACUGCCACUAGAGCCUUCUGUAGCCAAAGCUGAGAGAAGCCAUCUGAUAGUGUGGCAAGUUAUGUGUGGCAGUGAAUGAGCCCCCUGAAAAGCAGCUUGAGACAGCAAAUGCCUUUGCAUGUCUUUGGAUUUUGUUUUAUUUUUGUGGAUCCCAUUUCACUGCAUAAAGUUUUUGCUUUGCCAUUUUACUUUAUAUCACAACCUCUCAAACCUUAACAAUAUGGAAAUUAACUUCUGCUGUUUUACUGCAUCAGUGUUACAUAGCAAGAACAAAGCAGUUUCCCUAAACAGAGAUAUAUUGUACUUACUCUUUCAAAUGUAGGUUCCUGUAGUCCUCUAUGCAGUCUGUAAUAGAAUUUGUUUCCUUCCACUUGUACCACAAUUUGAGGUUAAAAUUUAGAACAAACAUUUUGAAUUCAUCGCCACAACAAUUAUUGAGUAAAACAGCAAAGUUGUUUCCAGAAUAGCAUUUUUUAAAUAUCGGAUGAAUUAUAUUCACAUUAUAUUCUGUGUAUUUAGUGAGGGCUAAAAUAAGUUGCAGGUCUUUAUUUUUUCAUUUCUAAAUCCUACCAAUCUUGUUUACUUUGGUAUACUGAAUGUCCUUUGUUCAUAUCAAGAUCCCUGAGAUGGCGAGAAGAAGAUUCAGAAAUAUGCUGAUGAUAAGUUUUCAUAUUGCUAAUAGCACUAAAAUGAGAAAUAAUGUCCUUAAAAAUGACACUUGUGGUAUUUUGUGGGAGAAAUAAUUCUCCAUUUUCCUUACUUGAGAAUUCUUGGAAAUAUUCUGAUUAAUUUCAAAAGACAUUCUUAGAAUGAUGCAGUCUUCUCUUACAGGCCUUGAGCAGAACAUAGGUUACGCUUGCACACCUACUAUCUUGGAUCUUAACUGGUCAUUCAUGGCACUUGAUGUAGAGGGACUCAAAGAGGGAACAAAGUAGCUGAGCACUGUAACUUUAGAAGCCAACAGUGAAGGGAAACAAUCCUUAGUUAACUCUUUUAAAAAUAUAUUUCAUAGCCCAUUUACCUAGUGAAAAUGUGAGAGAUUUUUCUUCCGUGGGCGAGUUGCAGGUCACAAGCAUUCAGGUAAUCACUGACAUUAAUGGGACAGCACCACUAUAUGAGGUCUGGGAGUCUCUAUUUCAUGAGAAAACAUGAAAUAACACCAAAAACACUAAUUCUGUCUCCUCACUAUAAACUUUGGGUUGAGUGUCAUCCUUUGCUCCUGAAUACCCAGUUGAUGGCAAACAAAGUUGAAUGCUAUAUUUUUAAUUCUUCAAAAGGUGUAUCAGCUUCCCAGUCUUUUAUUUCUUGGAAAUUAUGGAUUAAAAUCAUAACAUUUGGGUGUUGCCCACCAAGACAGUUGGUCUAUUCCCAUUACAUGGGAGCAGAUAAUAUUUAAAUGACAGAAUAGCAAAAUUUCAAAGCAGUUUCAAAUGACAACUUAAAAAACACUAGAAACCAUAUUGAAAAACUGCCUAAAAUUUUUUAUGCAAUAGGAGCAGUUUGAAAUCUGUCAAGAAAACAUGUAUUUAUAUAUAUUAUAUAUAUAAUAUACAUACUCAUUUUUUAAAAUCAUGUUGAGCUGAAGUCUAUUGUGUAAAUAUUUAUUUAGGCAGCUUUUUAAAAAAUGAAUGAGCAUCUUAACCUGAAAAUCAGUCAAAUUCAAUUCAGAACUAUUCAUUAUAGAUUUAUAUGUAUAAAUACUUUUUAAGCAUCAUAUUUUGUACAAAACUGAUAGGUUCUGAUAACUGUGUAUUUAAACCAUGAGCUAUGUGGCUAAAUUAUUGAAUGUUUAAUUUUUGGACAGUAGAUUCUUUCCCUUCAAUAGGUCAAAAGUGAUAAUUGAUCACAGGUUUUUUUUUUACAAAAAAUAUUAAACUGAUUUAACUAUAUUAGAAAACCUAAGAAAAUGAACUGUCAUCUAAAAGCAGUAUGGAAGGUCCAAAGAAGCUUGGGGUUUUAAACAAAUCAUUGUUGUUCAAAUUGUGCCCCAGGCAUGUGCACAUACAAAAGGCUCCAGUAUGGAAGAAUACAUGUGUCAAAGAAAGAUUAUUCUGUAAUGCCCUCCACGAAUUCUGUGAGCUGUAUGUGCCCUCUGGUAAUAUUGGGUAUCCAAGUAAAAUGCCUGCUAUCUCUUCACAGAUGAAUGAGCCCAUCACCUUUGUUGUCUUUUCUGGGCUCCAUAAAUUGAUAGUUUUUUUUUUUUAAUUGGAAUAUUUUCUCCUGAUCUUUCUUGGGUGGUUGAAUUGCCACAUUCGUUUUCUUGGGAAAAGAUAGAAAAAUGUUUUUUUUUAAUUUAUUUUAAAAACAGUGAGUAAACUAUUUCUCUGAAGUGCUUCACUGCUGUCAGACAACAGAUGCGUCUGGAUAGCAUGUUUAAUGACUUGCCAGAUGUAUUGAGUAAAUUGCCAUUCUGUUUUCAUGGAAUCAAUUGCUGUUCACAGCAAAAAAGACAAGAGUUCAACAGAGACUAUUACAUGUGCAAAGAAGGGACUGACAUACAUUCACCUGUCCCUCUUCAUUUUUAAAUGUAUCCCUGUCCUAAGAGUAGCAGAUUUAGAAGAUGGGUGUCAUCACCAUUCACUAAAAUGUAUGCACUCCCUGUUCAGAGCACUUUUAAUGGUAGAUGAUAAAGCUCACUAAAUCUCAUGCAUCAAACGAUUGCCUAAAAAAAAAAAUCUGUUUUGAGAAUGUCUUAUGUAUCAUGUACUCAUAGUUCUAAAAUCAGGAGUGGGAAUGAAUCUCUUGAUAUUUAACAGCUUUCGUUAAUAGUUUGAGAGACCAUUUCAAGCACAAAAAAUAUGCAGCACAUGAUUUGUCUGGGUAAAUGUGUCUUGCAUGGAAAAAGGUAAAAUGAAGUUUAUAUAUCCUGCCAUAUUGUUCAUUUCUUGUAAGGUCUUCCUUCGUUUGGAUCAGUUAGAGUUGACAGAGUGUAGGCACUUUAUCAUAGGCUGCCUUAGUAACUAAGAAAUGUUUUAUAAUCUUCUAAUAUUGCUAACUGUUCUAAAAAACAUGGUGUCCUGAAGAAAAUGUUUAAUUGAAUAUUUAUUUCCAUGUGAGUAUUACGAAAGUUACCAAAGGAUUGAUACUGACUUGGCACUCUUGCAGUUGACCCUGUGUGUACAGGAUCAUGUAAAGAUCCUUAGUUUGUAAAAAUGACAGAGUGAAAAACACAGUUCUUUGUGGAUGCUGACUUCAUUUUCCUAACAGGGUUAUGCCAUAUUGUAACAAACCUAUAUUGCACCUCAAAAACAUUUUUCUGUACACUAGAUAUUUUUCUUUUCUCUAACAAUUUCAUUACUGCACACUUCUUAAUAUUUUAAACAUGUUUUAAAACAUUUUAUGGUCAUUAAUUUUUUGAAAAUGUUGUCUAGACACUUUAUGCUGAAUUUUACUUGCCUCUGUAACCUUGAGAUGGAUACUGCAGCAUUAAACUUGCUGUCUGUUUAAAACUUGAGGCUUCUUUUCUGUGAGCCAGAAAGCUCAUAUAGCAGUGAAGUUAUUUCAGUAUUUAUUAUUGAAUCCUUGGGGAUUCAGAAUGUAACUUUGUACAUGAAAUAUAUAUAAAUAUGUAUAUGA
Molecule: messenger RNA, 7629 nt
Organism: Sceloporus undulatus (fence lizard)
Lineage: Eukaryota; Metazoa; Chordata; Lepidosauria; Squamata; Phrynosomatidae
Gene: SPAG9
Product: sperm associated antigen 9
Exons: 31
Coding region: 188-4132 (1314 amino acids)
Biological process (GO): vesicle-mediated transport
Cellular component (GO): cytoplasm
Molecular function (GO): kinesin binding; signaling receptor complex adaptor activity; JUN kinase binding
Source: RefSeq, a predicted model, not a curated record